Theobroma cacao (cacao) is the source of this 706-nucleotide messenger RNA. NCBI's taxonomy places the organism in Eukaryota, Viridiplantae, Streptophyta, Magnoliopsida, Malvales, Malvaceae. The record is from RefSeq and is a predicted model, not a curated record.
CCCAGGAGCAUGAAAAAACCAUGACUCUCCUCUACAGAUCCAAAACCUUUCUUUUCUUCUUGAUCACAAUCUCCGGGCUUACUAGCUUCAUCAUUUGCCAGUCACCAACAUACAGUUAUCACUAUUGUUUAGGUCCAGAUAAUGAUACUGCCACUGCUGGUUAUAAAUCUAACCUUACAGAUGUCCUGGAUUCUAUAUCCUCUAAAGCUUCCGACCACAGCUUUUAUAAUGAUAGCUUGAAUGGAAUUUACAGUCUCUUCCUUUGCAGAGGUGAUGUUUCUAGCGAUGUAUGCCAGGAUUGUGUAAGCAAUGCUACUCAAACACUCACACAAAGAUGCCCUUCUGAUAAAAGUGCAAUCAUAUGGUAUGAUCAAUGCAUGUUACGCUAUUCAAAUAUCAACAUUUUUGGCCUGGUACGGCUUCUUCCGGGGGUGUCAAUGUGGAAUACUCUGAAUAAAACUUCACCUGAUGAAGGAAAUAUUGGAGCCCAAGGUUUGAUUUUUUCUCUAGUUGAUCACGCUCCAUAUACAGAAAAUAUGUUUGAAACAAAGGAAACGGUAGUGGGAAAUGGACCAGACCGUAGGUAUGGUCUCGUGCAGUGCAGCAGAGAUCUCAAUGUCAGUGCAUGUUCUUCUUGUUUGAGAGACUUGUUAGACCAGACAGAGAAUUGCUGCAUAGAGAAAAGAGGAUGGCGAAUUUAACUCCA